Neurospora tetraspora is the source of this 3011-nucleotide messenger RNA. RefSeq lists its product as uncharacterized. The record is from RefSeq and is a predicted model, not a curated record. The transcript has 3 exons. Bases 268 to 2829 code for a protein of 853 amino acids. NCBI's taxonomy places the organism in Eukaryota, Fungi, Ascomycota, Sordariomycetes, Sordariales, Sordariaceae.
CCACAUCACACCUUGGAAUGCAGGCUGUGCUACUUGGUAAGGGGUAUGCCAACGCUCGGCAUUUCAAGUUCAGUACAUGAUCGUCUUGCUGUCCUUUGCUGGUCAGCGUCGACGUUCAGAUUCCAAGAUGACUCUCUAUCUGUCUCCUAUUCGCAUAUUCGACCUCGUCAUGUUCAUUAGUAUGUAUUACUUCCCCUACCUGUUGCAUAUCACCAACGUAUAUUUCAUACUGGACCACUCGCACAUGAGCACAGGCAUCCCACAGCCAUGAUCACCCGUACCAGUGCCCAGCUCGAUCCAGCUGCCCUGACGGUAGCAGCCGCUGUAGCUUGCACAUCUUUGGUUCAGUACCUCGCUGCUAGAGCUACAGAGUCUGAACUCUCCUCGGAAGCCGUGUGUUGGAUGAUAUUUCCAUUCCUCUUUAGGCCACAAGCAAAGCCCUCGACAUAUGUAUCACCGUUAGGGGAUGUGACCUCUACCAAAAAGCCGACUGGAUCGCUACAUCUUUGGGGCCCUGCGGCGUGUAUUUCUGCCCUCAGUCUCUGUAAAACAGAGUUCGGUGCGGUUGUCUGUUUGUUUCCACUUGCAACACCGGUACUGUUCAAGGCUCAAGAACAUCUCCAAUUACGGACUGGCGCUUCGAGGUAUGAGACUACUACAGAAGGAGCCUUACCUCACUCGAUCAUUAAUACGUUCUGGGGGUCACUUCUGGCUGCGGCGGUUGCCGUGUACCCCUUGUCAGCAUGGGACGUCAAGGCAGCUACUAUAGCCGUGAUACCGUUCGUGGCUCUCGUCGUCCUCUUCUUCGUGUCGUUUAUGCCCUUAGCAGGAGAGCGAGGGCGCUUGAAUACCUUCCAUCUUGAGUUGGAAGAUGCCAUCAGGCCUCUCUCCUUGCGGAUCGUGGGCCUCUUGAUCAUCUUGCAGUUUUUCGACAUAUGGGCGUUUGGUUUCCCCAGAAUCGAUGGUGUCUUGACUGUCUUUCUGGGGUUAGCGAAGGCUUUUUCGUUGUAUUUCGCUGUUCAAACUACAAGACAAACACCGGAGUCAUGGCGAAUCGUAACGGUAAUAGCCACGUUUGGCUUGGUUGCAACCAGAAACCCGUUCGCAGAACCUUCAGACACUCAAGCCCUUGCGAACGUUGUUGCUUCCCUUCUUUCACUGGCUCAAACCAUCUACAUGCUGCCGAAGCACACAAAGCAGCGAGCCCUUCUCUGGGCCUUUGUUCUUGUUCCCCUCAUGCCAUACCUAGCCAACAUGGUCGCCAUCAGAGCUGCAGAGUCUACAGCACAGCAACUGGCUCUUCGGCACCCCGGCCAACACCCGGUAGCACAGCUAAUGGACAAGGCAAAAGCAGACUUUGACAGCAUGUUAUCCAGACGGUCAAAGACCUGUGAAGAGGCUGUCGAAGAGUACAAGCGUCGAUACAAGGUUGAUCCACCACCGGGUUUCCGGGGCUGGUACGACUUCGCCGUCAAGAACCAGUCCCCAAUCAUCGAUGACUUUGACACCAUCUACCAGUCAGUGUCGCCGUUCUGGAAACUCAGCGGCCAAGAGGUGCUGGAUGUGAUGAACAAUGCCUAUAACACGCCUCACAGCGAGUUGUGGCAGUGCACCUUUCACGGUGACACUGCAAAGACCGAGUGUCGGCAUCGGUACCGCAGCUUCGACAGACAUCUUACUCUUCUGUUUGACAAGGUGUUGGGUGAUCAGACGGGGGUCCUUCCUGACGUCAAGUUCGUUGUCAAUCACCUUGACGAGCCGCGGGUGGUCGUUCCACCUGACAAAUACCCCACCGGCACGCGCUUUGCUCUUGCCGAUAUGUCUCAAAAGUCGGUUUGGAAGGAACUAACAGCUCUCUGUUCCUCUUCUUCAUCCAAGCUCAAUGACACCACCGACAACAUUGACACAUUCGGUCUCCCCUUCGUUACAUCCGCCGCUUCCUCCCUCGACAUCUGCGCCAACCCUUCCUACGCCAGCACGUACGGCCUCUUCAUCUCCCCGGUCUCCCUGCGCCUGGUGACUGGGCUCGUUCCUGUCCUCUCUACCGGCGCACCGUCCACCAUGUCCGACAUCCUCUACCCCUCCGCCGCCUACAUCGAGUCCGGCUUCGUCUACGAUCCGACCCGUGACAUCCCCUGGGAGCAAAAGUCCAACAACCUCUACUGGGCCGGCUCAACAACCGGCGGAUACGCCUCCUCCUCCUCCUCCUCCUCCUCUUCAGAACAAUGGAAGUCGUUCCACCGCCAACGUUUCGUCUCCCUCGCCCAAAACCUCAACCACCAACCGCAUACCUACCUCCGCUCACUCAACGGCGUCAUAACCCGCUUUACCUCCCCCUUCCUCAACAGCCGCCUCUUCUCCGUCUUCUUCACCCGCUUCCAGUUCUGCUCCCCCUCCACCUGCCGCGCCCAACGCUCCUUCUUCCGCACAAAAUCCUACGCCGACAAAGACGAAGCUUUUGGGUCACGCUUGGUUUUUGACCUAGACGGCAACGGCAUUUCGGGGCGGUACUACAAGCUUUUGGCGUCUAACAGCGCGGUGCUCAAGCAGACUUUGCUGAGGGAGUGGCAUGAUGAUCGGCUGGUUCCCUGGGUGCAUUAUUUCCCGGUGAGUAUGGGCAUGGAGGAAGUACCUGAGUUGGUGAUGUAUUUGACUAGUUCGGAGGAGGGCAGAAAGAAGGCAAGGGAGGUGGCGGAGAGGGGGAGGGAGUGGUGGGGGAGGGCGCUGAGGGAAAGGGAUAUGGGUGUUUAUUUGUAUCGGUUGCUUUUGGAGGUGGGGAGGUUGCAGGAGAGGGGAAGGGGGAGGGGGGAGCCGAGGGCGGUACACUAGAGGUUGUGUUGCGGUGUAUUGGCUGGGUGACAGGAUCUGUCUCAGUUCUUGGAUAGUAGUUUUGGGACGUAAGUUCGGGUUUAAAUGGGUUCUACAGUCCAAUGCUGGUUUUUUUGUUAACUCUAUACCCCGAGUAAGACAUAUGCCAACCCAUCCUGAACGCCGCAAUGGUACUUUAAAAU